Messenger RNA from Micropterus salmoides (largemouth bass), 2904 nucleotides. RefSeq names its product IKBKB interacting protein. NCBI's taxonomy places the organism in Eukaryota, Metazoa, Chordata, Actinopteri, Centrarchiformes, Centrarchidae. The transcript is spliced from 3 exons. The coding region runs from base 1072 to 2298 and encodes 408 amino acids. The record is from RefSeq and is a predicted model, not a curated record.
UAGUAAAUUUACAAUGGUAUAAACAGGGAAAAGCAGAAAAUCCUCACAUUCGAGAGGUUGGAAUCAAGUGAUGUUAGAUAUUUUUGCAUGAUCAAUGACGAUCAAUUAAGUAUAAAUAGGAAUUUUCUUUUCAUCGACUAAUCAAUUAAUCUAAUAAUUGUUUCAGCUUUAAGACAACUUUAAUGCUGCAUGGCCACCUUUUUUAUGCAUAUUUCAUUACAGUAACAAAAAUGCAAAAGACAUAAUAAAUUAGAUUUUUCAUUGCUAAAAGCUCAAAUUCUGUUUUUCUAGAAUAUUAAUACAUUUCAUUGCUUUUUUAUUUUUGAGUUCUAUUGAGGUGCAGUAAUCGAUUGAAGCAGGGUUUGGAUCCAGUUCAUUUUGGUUUGUGGAUGUGGAAUUUUCCAAGUAUGAUGAGGAGCUGCACAGUAUUAUUAAUAUUGUCCAGACCAUGAAGUACAAAAUAUAACAUCAAAUACAGUAAUUAGUAUACUCUUUUAUGUUAAUAAAAUGUUCCAAAUCUUUCCAGAAUACAUUUGUAUGUUCACAGUGGUAAGCUGCAUGGCCACCUUGAGGACAAAAGCUGGCAGCCGCUGACGUGGCUGGCUGGGGCGUUUACGGUGCCUCUUACGCUGUCGCAAAUAUUAGUGGUAAGUUUGGAGCUCAGUUUAAGGACGAAUCAAAAUUGACAAACGCGACUGAAAAUCUUGUAUCACUCGAGGUGAAAGAUAAAACAUCCAUCCAGUGUGUUAUAUUUGUACAGACACAGUUUGAUGUUUUUAACUAAGCAAUUCAGCUGGAAGUGUUUGUACGAGCUUACGAGGAGCUCUUGAAGCCGGCAUUUUCCAAGGAACAGGGUAAAGCUAAGGGAUUGUUAAUAGCGGUAAAAUAGGCCUGCGUAAAAGCCAGUGUUAGAUAUAAUUAUUUAUUUUGUUUACUUUAGUGUCCUACAUUAUGAACUUAACUCUGAAAGAAGUGUUUUAUUUUACUCUGCAACGUAACGAAUAGCGGUGUAGACUUUUUUUUGGGCCUAUUGAAUUCCUUCACAGUAAAAGUUGUCAACAGUGUGCUAAAAUGCCUACUGAAGUAAAGCAGAGGAAGAAGACUCAAAAGCAAAGUGAUGAAGGGUCUGAAAGGUCCGCUACAAAUAGCAAAGAUGAAGCGCAGAAAGUGAAGAUGGAAACUGGAAACAUCCCAGGAGCACAUAAAACGUCCUCGAGUUUGGAUAUUAGAAGUAUAUUGUGCUUACUGUCGCUUGCAGCCUGCGGGGCUCUUAGUUGGGUGGUGCUACAACAGAAUGGGAGGUUUUCCGAAAUUGAAGAAAAGUACAGAGUUUUACACGGGAAGACUUCAAGUCUGUUCGACAUGGAGGAAGAAGUCCUAAAGGUUUCUAAAAAGCUUGCCGCCUCUGAGGAUGACCUACAGGAGGCGCUCUCCACUGUCUCCUUGGCCACACAACUCCAGCAGGACAUCUCCACCCUCCACGCUGCCAUCAUGGUGAUGCAGGCCGACGAGAACUCCGCCUCCCGUGACCUGCAGAUGGUCAACACCCACUUCCUCAAUGUGACGGAGACGUGGCAGGAGCGCCUGGCUGCCAUCACCUCUGACCUGGCUGCCCUCAAAGCAGAGUCACGGGAAGCUCACGCAGGAGCCACUGAGCAGGUGAACGAGGCCGAGCGGAGGGCCCGGUCUCUGGCGGAGAGGUUGGAGGAGCUCGAGGACAGCACAAAGAGGAACGCCAGAGCUAUGGAGCGCGCAGAGGAAGACGACGCCAAGCGAGCGCAGGAUCAGCUGGACUGGAACACCAAGCAGAUCCACAACCUGGAGGAGCACAUUAGCAGCCUGAGCAAGAAGGAGGCUGAGCUCAGCUCACAGCUCCAGGAGCACAUUCCCCGGGCGCAGGAGUGUGAAGAGCACCUGCCCGAGGUAGAGGCGGCAGUGCGCUCCAUCCUGAAGCUGGGGGGUGAUCUGAGCGGGGCGGAGAAACGGCUAGAAGAGGUGACGUUACAGGUGUUUGGGACUGAGGACAGCAUGCUGAAAGCACUGAAUGAAAUCCUUGAGAUCAGACAGGAACUGGACACCCUGCAGGCUCAAAACAGCAUCCUCAAGAUGAAGAAUGAGUUGUCUGUAGUUAAAGAGGCGGUCCAUGAACUCACCAUGGUGCUAAGGGGAAAUGCUGUUGACAGCCAAAAGGACUAUGACACCUUUGAUGUAGAAGAAUGGAAAGACGGCGAGGUAGAGGAGGAGUGGGAAAAAGAUGAUGAAACAACUCAACCUCUUUAUGAUGACCUCAGUGAAUGAUGUCAUUGUUUUUGAGUUGACGAGGGAAGAGGAGGGGCCCUGUCUUACUAUUUGCUGUAAAAGGUUGUUCAAGCUCAGUAUUAAUGUUUUUCAAAAUGUGUACAUUUGAGAAAAUUGUGAUUUUUGAAGCAUAAAAGUUCACAGAUUUCAACGUGAACCCUGGUAUACAUGCACUGUAUUACACAAGUACAAUCAAGAAUGUAAUUUAGUAUCUGUUUAAUGUUGAGUUACACAUUUAGGUUUCUUCAGUAAUUGUAUAAAAACAUGCCUCAUUACUCUCAAGCCACCAAUUUGCACUGAUACAGUUAUGUGACAAUAUCUGCGCCAUUCUUUCCAGAUAUAACAACAUUGGAGCUGAAACGAUUAGUUGAAUAAAAGUAAUUGGCAACUCAUCGAUAAAUCGUUAAAAAGUCCUUUUUCUUGCAAAUAAAAGUCCUUUGUUGUGUUUAUAGUCUUAUAGUUUGGUACAGGUAGAGCUUUUGUAGAUCAAUAAUAUUAAUAAAUCUUCAUGCCUUAAUAACUUGUAUUAUAUUUUAACCUGUUGAACUAAAGGCAAACAUUUCAUCACUGAACUUAUUUAAUAAAAUCACUUUUUUAUUGAAAAGA